AUGAUAGUGCUCUUCGAUUCCGCCCGUCAUCCGUCGCAUCUCCUUCUCUCUGUCGAUUCUCAAUUCUUCUUUCCGUCCAUGAGCUCAAGAGUUCCCUGUAAGUAUUUCUUCAAUGUUUCCCUACCGACAUGCCAUUCAGGUUGUGAUGUGUUCAUUUUCGACUAUUGCAGAAGGUUAAUUGGUGUUGGGGGCGAAGGAUUCAAGCAUUAA
Linum trigynum is the source of this 210-nucleotide messenger RNA. The record is from the annotation of a GenBank genome assembly. NCBI's taxonomy places the organism in Eukaryota, Viridiplantae, Streptophyta, Magnoliopsida, Malpighiales, Linaceae.